This is a messenger RNA of Etheostoma spectabile (orangethroat darter), 2490 nucleotides long. Its product is annotated as retinol dehydrogenase 13. The transcript has 7 exons. The record is from RefSeq and is a predicted model, not a curated record. Lineage: Eukaryota; Metazoa; Chordata; Actinopteri; Perciformes; Percidae. The coding region runs from base 141 to 1151 and encodes 336 amino acids.
GAUGUAGUAGAUGACGCUAAAAACAUGCGCGCGUAACCUUGUGGCACUGACAGUAGUGUUGUCAAACAUAAGCUGGAGAAACAGUUGUUAAAACCAUUUUUUAGGUGAUAUUUUUUUCCGAACAGCAUUGUUUGGAAGUCAUGAGCAAAUAUAUAUUACCAGUUUCUGUUUUUGGAACAGUGUUUGGAGCUGCUGUUUUACUGAAGAACCAUGUAACCGGAGGCCCGUGUCCCAGUAAGGCUACCAUCAAGGGGAAGACUGUGGUUAUAACAGGAGCAAACACAGGCAUUGGGAAAGAGACUGCCCGGGAACUGGCCAAGAGAGGGGGUCGGAUCAUCAUGGGAUGUCGGGACAUGGAGAAGUGCGAGACAGCUGCAAGGGAAAUAAGAGGGAAGACCCUGAAUCCUCACGUUUACGCGUGUCAACUCGACCUGGCUUCCGUGAAGUCCAUCCGAGAAUUUGCGGAGAGAAUCAAACAAGACAAGGAGCGUGUGGAUGUCCUCAUAAACAAUGCAGGGGUCAUGAGAUCUCCAGCUGGGAAGACAGAAGAUGGCUUUGACAUGCAGUUUGGAGUCAACCACCUAGGCCACUUCUUGUUGACAAAUCUUCUGCUGGAUAAGUUGAAAGAGUCCGCCCCCAGCAGAGUGAUCAACCUGGCCUCACUCGCCCACAUCGUUGGAAAGAUUGACUUUGAGGACUUGAACUGGGAGAGAAAGAAGUUUGAUACCAAGCAGGCGUACUGUCAGAGCAAGCUUGCCAAUGUUCUGUUCACCAGAGAGCUCGCCAAGCGAUUGCAAGGCACAGGAAUCACGGUGAACGCUGUGCACCCGGGCGUUGUUGCCACAGAGCUCGGGAGGCACACUGGUCUGCACCAAUCCCAGUUCUCCAGCUCUGUGCUCAGUCCUUUUUUCUCCAUGUUGGUGAAGAGCCCAGAGCUGGGGGCCCAGCCUAGCGUCUACCUGGCAGUGUCCGAGGAGAUGGAGGGGGUGAGUGGAAGGUACUAUGAUGUCAUGACAGAAAAGGAACCGGCGCCGCAGGCCCUGGAUGAGGAGGCAGCUCGCAGGCUGUGGGAGGUCAGCAGCAGGCUGGUGGGUCUGGAGGAAGAAGGACAAUCCGGUAAAUCAAACCCAACAACAGAAGUCCAGAGCUAAGCAGCACAGACAGUCCCAGUGCCGAGACACCGACAGAGCCUAGGACCAGCCGUCAGUGCUGUGGGGCUGUAGGCCUGCUCUGCCCUCUGCACCAGCGGGGCAUAAUGGACCUUUAUGGCUUGAGCUGUGCCAGGCUCAUUGGAACAAUUAACUGUCUGAGUCUGGGAGUCUUGUUGUCUGUAUUAAGGCAGUCUUUUGUACAUGCCUUUAUGUUCCUGCAUCAGGAUGUUGUCUUUAAAACAUGUUUAACAAGUAGCCUUUGACAAUGGAUUGUUUUUUUUUAAUUACAGAAGCUGUAAUUCUUGUCCAUAUUUACUGUAAGUUCACAUUGAGAGUAAUGGAAAUGGGUUUUAUUAUUGUGGAUUCAAGCAGAAAAUGCUGACAGAUAGCGCCAUCUGGCUGCUAGCAUCAAAAUACAGACUAGUAGUUUACCCUUUUUUAUUUGUUUGUACGGAUAAUGUGUAUCUUGGAAGCUUUAGAUUUAUUUUAUUAUUUAUUUAUUUUUUUGUAUAUUUAAACCAGGUAAGAAAGUCCGUUUGCAGACACUUGGGAAUUGCUCGACCUUGUUAACCCAUUAUGAAAACAUCUGCUUUAAAAACAACAAUCUGAUUUGUGCUAAUAUUGUGAUAAUUCAGUGCAGAUUUCAUUAGACUGCAAUGCAAUAAGUAAGAACUUACAAUGAUUAAGUAAGAAGAACAAUGAAAUUAACAAAAGCAGACAAUCCAAAUCUAUUUUUAUAAUGUUUUCCAUACUAUAUUAUAUUAGAUUAAUGAAAGCUAAUAGUAAAAAAGCAAAAAAACAACACACACAUUAAAAACAUAAAAAACAAUGAAAAAAGGACAGAAGGUCAUUUUGAAGUCAACCCACUUUGUUUAAACCUGGUAUAAAAUCCAAUUACAAUUUAUCCUAAUGUUCACUUUUAAGUGCACUUUUGCUUUUGCUCUUGUUUACUCUUGCCUCUUGAUAAAAAAAUUAAGUUACAAGAGCACUCACAUUUCUGAUCCUUUCAGACCUCUGAGCACAAAGAAGAAUAUCCAUCCCAAAAGUAAUUGAGGGAUCCAUUGAAUAGAGCUUUUUUUCAACAGUAAAUCCCAGAGUGCAGAUCAAUAAGGACCACUUUCUGCACUAAUGCACACCGAUCAGCAUCAGCCCUGAAACUCAAAACCCUGGAUCGUUUAUUUCAGGGUUGGUUUCCCAGUGGAAAGUCUAGCUGUUAACAUCCUAGAUGAUGUAGAUGAGCAACAAAAUCACUGGGUUCUCCUUUGCCCUCCGGAUUGUCAAAGACCUCACAGUCCCUAGUGCAUGAUGCUGUGUAUAGUUUCCCUUUCUGGCAUGAAUC